AUGCAACGUAGGAGCCUUACUACUCAGUACUGGAUAAAUUUCCAGAUUUCAUUGCUUCUCAGCCUUGAGGACAAGGCUAUUCUUAAGGGCAUUGUUCAUUGGAGAAAUCAACUGAAAUUUCCUGAGCAUGCAAAGUUGACGCCUGAGGCAAAGGAUCUCAUCGGUAGGUUACUAUGUGAUGUUGAACACAGGCUGGGUACUGCUGGAGCAGACCAAAUUAAGGCUCAUCCUUGGUUCAGGGAUAUUAUAUGGGAUAAACUUUAUGAAAUGGAGGCAGCAUUUAGACCAGAAGUGAAUGGGGAGCUAGAUACUCAGAAUUUUAUGAAGUUUGAUGAAUUGGAUGCACAGACGAUGGAAAGAACUGGCUCAGGACCCUCACGGAAGAUGUUAUUGACUCCCAAAGAUCUCAGUUUUGUGGGGUAUACAUACAAGAACUUUGAUGCUGUCAAGGCACUACGCACUUCUUCAGAUACUAGAAGUACAUCACCUAUACGGCCAUCCAUUGAUUCUAUUUUUGGUGAUUCCAAGGUUGAUCCUAUGAUAAAAGGAACAGCUGAGGAAACGGAUGUACAGAUGCUUGCAUCAAUGGGUGAUGCAAUGUCACCGUAGAGUAAACAUAAAUGUUUAGCAAGUGGGCAAGCCCUUCAUGGGAAGGAUGGCAAUAUGCCUGUGUAUUUGACCAGGUGACCCCAAGUCACCAUUCCUUGUGUGCGGGUUGCCACAUUUUGCAGAACCAUUAAUUGUACAGAAUUUGUGGUGUGACCUUAUAACAGCCCUAUGAUGUGUUAAAAUACUAGGACAAGCAAUAUUUGUGGUUAAUUUAGGGAGCUGUGGUACUUUUUAAGUGCUGGCUGCCCAGGUUGGCAGUAAAAACUUGCCUUCGCUUGUGGCUGUUCGCGGUCUGAAAUUUUCAGGCGGUUGUUAACAAUGAUAAUUAACUGUUAUAAAAUUUUAUUGUGGUUUAACUAGAUGUUACUAGUUGUGGAAGAAUUUAAGAAUUUAUACCAAUUUUCCAGUGUUGAGGUGUUUACUGGUAGGGGCUGAUAUUCUGCGAUAUUAUAUUAGUUAAUGAAAGACUGG
This is a messenger RNA of Ilex paraguariensis (yerba mate), 1080 nucleotides long. The record is from the annotation of a GenBank genome assembly. Lineage: Eukaryota; Viridiplantae; Streptophyta; Magnoliopsida; Aquifoliales; Aquifoliaceae.